Messenger RNA from Dictyostelium purpureum, 4296 nucleotides. RefSeq lists its product as uncharacterized. NCBI's taxonomy places the organism in Eukaryota, Evosea, Eumycetozoa, Dictyosteliales, Dictyosteliaceae. Gene Ontology annotation, biological process: microtubule cytoskeleton organization; post-chaperonin tubulin folding pathway; tubulin complex assembly. The transcript is spliced from 5 exons. Bases 1 to 4296 code for a protein of 1431 amino acids. Gene Ontology annotation, molecular function: beta-tubulin binding; GTPase activator activity. The record is from RefSeq and is a predicted model, not a curated record.
AUGAGUUCAUUAGAUUAUAAACUUGAUGAUUCAGAAGAAAUAAAUACCACUUUAGAAUCACCUAUAGAAAAUAUAACACCAACAAAUAACAUACCAGUUGAAGAAGAACAAACUUGUCAAAAAACAUUUGUUAAAGAAGCACCAGAAUUAAAAUUAUUAAUUUCAAAACUAAUAAAUUUAGAAUAUAAUAAUAAAAAUGAAAUCAUUAAUAACUGUUCAAGAAUUACAAAUAUAAUAGAUCAGUAUUUAGAGCAAUCAAAUUUAUUAGAUGUUCAUUUAAAUGAUUUUAUUCAACCACUAAUAAAUUUUAUAAAAAUAAAUUACAUUAAUAAUAAUAAUAAUAAUGAUGAUCAAUUGCAAAAAGACAAUAAUAAUAAUAAUAAUUAUGACAACAAUAACAAAUUAAAAUUAUCAAUCAAAUUUUCAUUUAAAAUAAUAUACGUAUUAUCAAAAGUUAGAGGUUAUAAAACAAUAGUUAAAUUAUUUCAACAUGAAGCAAUGGACUUAAUGCCAGUUUUAAAUCAGUUAGAAAUAUCGUUUAAAGAAUGGAUCGAAGUAAAUAAAAAGAGAUCUCGUUUAAAUGAAAUAUCUGUAAAUUAUUCAAGUGGCUAUAUUAUUAAACCAAAUGAAAACGAUUUAGAAAUGGGCAUCAAUAACAGUAAAAGUCAUAAUAAUAAUGAAAAUAAUAAUGAAAAUGAUAAUGAAAAUAAUGAAAACAGUAAUAUUGGUUCAACAAACGAAUUAAAUUAUAAUAAUAAUAAUUUAGAAGAAGAUGAAUAUAAUGAAAAUAUUAUGUCUUGGGAAGAAGUUUAUGUAUUAUCAUUAUGGGUUUCGCUAUUGGUUAUUAUUCCUUUCAAGUUUAGCUCAAUCGAUUCAAUGUCUGGUACAUUAAAAGGUAUUUCUUCAAGAAUUUUAAAAUUGGGUACAUUGGCACUACAAGAGAACUCAAAGAUUAGGGAUUCAUUUACAGAAUUACUAUCAAAGCUAUUAACCAGACCAGAUAUGAUCAAUGAACAAAAACAGUUUAUUCAAUCAAGUAUAGAAUCAAUAAAUCAAGUUUUAAAAAAUGAAACAUUUGAUAAUAACGAAAUUUCAUUAACAGUUGGUAUUUAUGGUACACUGGCCUCAAUUUUUAAAAAGGGUAAUAGAAAGGAUUUUCUCCCAUUCAAUAUGGACCUAUACAAGAUUGUAAUGAAAGCAAACCAAGAGCUAUCGUCAUCUGGUUCUGAACGUAUAGCUAAAAAAAUCUUUUUAAAGCUUAUCCAAAGAAUUGCUAUUAUAAUGUUGCCACCAGUUUCUGCAUCAUGGAGAUAUCAAAAGAUCAUUAAGCCGUUACUAUUAAAAUCGAAUUUAGCAGUUAAACAAAUCUCAUCGAAACAAGACGAACAAGAUAAUAUCGAAGAUGAUGACCAAGAGAUCCCUGAAGAAAUUGAUGAAAUCAUCGAAGAAAUUUUAAACUCACUUAGAGAUAAAGAUACUAUUAUCAGAUGGACUGGAGCUAAAGCAAUUGGCAGAAUUGUAAAUUUAUUACCAAAAGAUAUGGGCGAUCAAAUUAUAGGUUUGGUAAUAGAUAUGUUUGAAAAGGACGAAAGAUUAGAUGCAGAUCCUUCAUCAUGGCAUGGUGGUUGCCUUGCUUUGGCCGAAUUAGCACGUAGGGGUUUAUUACUACCCGAAAGAUUAGAUGCAGUAGUACCUUUGGUUAUUAGAGCACUGUUUUUCGAUAUUAUUAAAGGUACCUAUAGUGUUGGUUCGCAUGUAAGAGAUUCUGCUUGCUAUUUAUGCUGGGCUUUAGCUAGAACAUAUCACAAUUCAAUUCUUUCACCAUUCCUUUUAACAAUUUGUCAAAACUUGGUUGUUACUUCAAUUUACGAUCGUGAAAUCAAUUGUAGAAAAUCCGCAUCCGCUGCAUAUCAAGAAAUGGUUGGUAGACAUCAAGGUUUGGUUCCACAUGGUAUCGAUAUAGUAACAACUGCUGAUUUCUUUGCUGUGGGCAAUAAAAAAAAUUCAUACACCAAUUUAACAGCUUAUAUAGGCAAAUAUCCAGAGUACUAUGGCACAAUGAUUGACCAUUUAUCAAAAAUUAAGAUCUAUAAUUGGGAUUUAGAAAUUAGAGAGCUAGCAAGUAAAGCAAUUUAUAUUUUAACAAAUAUUAAUCCAACAGAUAUAGUUAAUAACUAUUUACCAAUAAUCAUACCAUCAACCCAAUCAGAGUUAAUACAUGUCAAACAUGGUGCAUCUAUUACUAUCUCUAAAAUAUUACAAAGCUUAAAAGAUAAUAACAAAACAAAUAUUUUAACAGAUAAAUUAAAAAGUAAUAUAUUAAAUACAAUUAAAAAUACAAAAAAUGAAAAACUAUUCAAAGGUAAAGGUGGUGUUUUGAUUAGAAUUGGUAUGUGUAGAUUGAUUUAUUCCAUUUGCUUGGUUGAAUUCCAAUUAGAAAAAGAUUUAUCAAUUAAAGAUGAUGAGGAAUCAAAUCAGCAAGCAAACAGCAAUAGUCCAAAUGAUAGACAAGCAGCAUUAAAAGCUAAAAUCGCGGCAUUAAAAGCCAAAACAGCACAAAUUAAUAAAACUGUACAACCAAGUAAACAAAUAGCAAAACAAGUUGCAUCAUCAGCAAUAUCAUCAUCCUCCUCAUCAAAUAUUGCAUUCAAUAUAAUCAUCCAUUAUCUUAGUGAAAAUCUUAAUCACCCUAAUGAAGAUGUUCAAAAAGAAGCAACCAAAGCUUUCUCACAACUUUUCAAAAUCUAUAUGUGUAGUACUCAAGAUAAAAAGAAAUCAUUACUUCAAUUUAUAGACUCUCAUUGCAAAACUAUUAAAAUAGAUCCAAAUAGAUCCGCUAGAAGAGGUUCUGCUUUAGUAUUAGGCGCUUUACCAUUCAAAGAAGCUUCAUUUACAAAUGAAUAUCUCGAUAGAAUUAUUGAUUCUUUAAUUUAUUCUGUAUUUGAAGAAGAUCCAUUAUUUAGAGAUAUAGAAACCAGAGUCAAUGCCCUAAUCUCAUUAGAACAUAUUGGCAAUUAUUUACUAUCAGAAUUAUUUAAACAACAGCAAGAACAACAGGAAUCAUCAGAGAUCAAAGAUAAAUUUAUUAAAAUUUGGAACUGUUUUGGUAAAGCUACAAACGAUUACUCAAUUGAUAAAAGAGGUGAUAUAGGGUCAUGGGUUAGAGAAUUAUCUUGUAAAAUUUUAUUCAAUUUUGUAAAACUAAUUAAUCAAAACUACUCGAUCGAAAAACUUAUAACAGAAAAAAUGAUAACUGAAUUUAUUUCAAAACUAAUCCAAUUAUCAGGUGAAAAAUUAGAUAAAAUAAGAGAUGUAGUUUGUAAAAUUAUUCAUCAAAUCCUUUGGAUGGAGCCAACUAUAAAAACAAUUAUACCACACAGAGAAGAGUUAUUAAAGAUAUUUGUAAAAGUUCCAGAUGAUCAUUUUAACUGGUUUAGAACUGAAGAAUCUUUACCAUUAAUUUGCUUAAUUUUACAAUUUGACAUUUACCUCUAUCCAUUAUUAUUUGGUUUAUUUUCAUCAUUGGGUGGUAAUUCAAAAUAUUUAAUUGACGAUUCAAUUAAUUCAAUUAAUAAUUAUUUUAAUAAUUAUAAAAAUGAAGAAAAAGAAAACAAGAUUAUUAAAUUUUUACAAACUGUAUUAGAAAUAUCACAAAAUGUACCUGAAAGAAUGGUUCAGCCAACAUUUAAAUCAAUUACCAAUUUACUAUUAACCCAUCACUUUGACUUUAUAAUUACAACAAAAGACAAAUCAAUUUUAGAAAGAAUUCUAUUUAUUUGUUAUGAAAGAAUUAAAGCAAGUCACGAUGAUAUUUAUUUAUUAUUAAACUCUGUCGAUUUAUUUUCAUAUUUCUUUUUAGAGUUAGAAAAAUUUAAAAUCGAAUAUAUAGAAUUUACAUCAUUAAAAUCUUUGUUAUUAUUAAUUUCAAAUUUAAAGUUCCCAAAAGUAAGAAAACUAGCAUCAAUUCAAUUAAUUAAAUCAAAUAAAAUUAUUGAUCCCGAAAUAACAAUAGCUGCAAAAGAAAUACUUAAUGAAACUAGAUGGGAUGACCCAGUUGAAGUAAUCAUUGAACCAUUAAAGAAACUUUUGUAUCUUUUAGACCCAAAGAAAGAAAUAUUAGAUUUAAUCUCAGAACACCCAACUCCAAAACCAAUUAAUUUAGAACUUUCCAAAACAAUUCAAAUGCAAGAAGAAGAGAAAAUAAAACAAAUAGAAAAAGAAAAAGAAGAGCUCAAUAGGCAAUAUCAUAUUGAUGAUUAUUUACCCGAAAAUACUGAAGAUCUAAUGGAAAUCUAA